UACCGUUGGGUUGAGUACUCAAUUCAAGCUGACUCUGCUUUUUGCUAUUACUGCAGAAAUUUCAGUAUUGGUCCGAAUAUGAAUAGCUGAGUAAAAGAUUUUUACUUAUUACGAAUUCUUCGCUAUUACCUAUGUUUUUCUUUACUUCUAUUUUUUAAGGCUCAGAAUGAUGCAUUUAUUAGCGAGUAUAAUCACUGGAAAAAUGCAAAUACUGUUAACUUUGGUUUCUCCAAACAUGAAAAUUCUGUCUCACAUAAACAUCCGUAUUUUAAUUAUAUUAAAUAUAGUAAAAGAAAAUCUAAACCAUGCAACUGUCGUCGAAGUCAUUGACAAAAGCAGAGCUGCGCUCAUUACGAAAAACAAACAACGUUUAGCUAAAAUUGCUUCAACUGUGUUACUGUGUGGACGCCAAAUGAUUUCUCUCCGUGGACAUGACGAAAUGAACAGUAAGAUCGUUCGAAUUUGCUGUCUUAUUAAUAAAAGCUGUUUCUCUCGUAUAGGUCUUUAACUCGAGGAAAUUUCAUUGAAAUAUUGAAGUAUACAGUAGUCACUAAUCCUUAGCUCAAUCAAUUCUUGAAGAUAGUGCAUCAAAUGCUACAUAUCUAAGUCUAACGAUUCAAAAUGAACUGAUACAUCAUCUUGGAAGUCAAGUUAGAGAAAGUAUAGCUGAAAAAGUUGGAAAUCGUUUGUCUUGUAUUAUGGUCGACGAAGCUCGAGACAUCUCAGGCUCUGAACAGCUCAGUGUUGUUUUAAGAGUUGUUGAUGACAAACAUGUACUUGGAAUAAUUAAAAUUGUCUCAGAUGUUUUGAAAGGAAAACAACUGGACUUUUCAAAAGCCAGUAUUCUUAUGCAAUCUACUAUUUCUCAAAUGACAGAUCUGCGAAGUGAACAGGUAUUUAAAAAUCUGUUUGUCGAAAUUUCUAAAUUCACAGCAGACCAUCAGAUUGAUUUAAAUGUACCAUCACGGCUUCGAAGAAUACCUACACUGUCAACUCGUUUUAAAGAUUCAAUUAUUACAGGUACGAUUGGUCAUCAAGAUGUUGCUGAUAAUGAGUAUAAAUUUAGAACAUCACUUUACUAUCCGUUACUUGAUGCAGUUCUUAUUGAACUGAAUGAUCGUUUCUCGAAUAAAAACUGUGAAAUUCUCAGUGUAGUUCCGUCUCUAAGUCCAGAUAGUCCGAGCUUUCUCAAUGCAGACAAUUUGAUACCCUUAGCUUCUAUGGUGAAAUGUAACGUUCCAUCGUUAACUAAUGAAAUUACUGUAUUAAAGAACAUGUUGAAAGAUACAAAAUCGAAAACAAUUAUUGAUGUUUAUUUUGAAAUUGUUCUUUUUAAACAAGCAUUUUCGUCUGUUCUGUCUCUACUUCGUGCUGCCAUUACUCUUCCAGUUAGCUCUACCACCUGCGAGCGCACGUUCAGUACAUUAAAGCAAAUAAAAACGGCGUCGAGGAACAGUGUGAGUGAUGAACGUCUCAGCAAUCUGUGUUUAUUAUCAGUUGAACGUCAAAUUGAUUUAAAUUAUGAACAGUUAAUUGAUACUUUUUCUUCUAAUCAUCCAUAUGAAAACUACCUGCUUUUUCCUCGCAACGAUUCAAGCCGGGAGACCGCGAUAUUCGGAUCGGGCAUGUCGAGAAACGGUGUUCACCUAAGUUUCAUCUUGAAGGCAGA
Didymodactylos carnosus is the source of this 1669-nucleotide messenger RNA. Lineage: Eukaryota; Metazoa; Rotifera; Eurotatoria; Philodinida; Philodinidae. The record is from the annotation of a GenBank genome assembly.